AUGUCCUCAUACACAAGGAUUGGGGACAAUGAAACACCUGUUAUUACAAUCAACACAGCUCAUAAACUGUCUCGAAUAAACGACAACAUCUAUGGUGGAUUUACGGAACACAUGGGUCGUUGCAUCUACGGUGGUAUAUACGACCCCGGUAGCUCUCUCUCCGAUAGCAACGGCUUUCGAAAGGAUGUCAUCGCGGCCAUGAAAGAGCUUCGUGUUCCUGUUGUGCGCUAUCCAGGAGGUAAUUUUGUUGCAACAUACCACUGGCUGGACGGUGUAGGGCCAAAAGAACAACGACCAAAAAGGCCAGAGCUAGCGUGGCUUGGUGUUGAAACAAAUGAUUUCGGCACAGAUGAAUUUAUGAAAUGGUGCGAGGUAGUGGGCACAGAACCAUACUUGUGUUUAAACAUGGGCACCGGCACUCUCGAUGAGGCAAUGGCUUGGUUGGAGUACUGCAAUGGAGAGGGAAAUACGUAUUAUGCCAACUUGCGCCGUAAGAACGGCCGCGAGAAGCCAUACAAGGUGAAGUAUUGGGCCUUAGGGAAUGAGAUGUGGGGUCCAUGGCAAAUUGAGCAGAUGACCAAAGAAGACUAUGCGAAAAAGGCAUAUCAGUGGGCAAAAGCGCUGAAACUCUUGGACCCCAGCAUCAUAUUGAUCCUUUGUGGUCAAGACGGUACCAGUGAUUGGGAUCGAUAUGUUCUACAACAGUGCGUGAAGCUGGAUUUGCAUGGCUUGAGCGGUGAUCGAACAAAGAGUUUGAUUGAUAUGCAUAGCAUACAUAUCUAUACUGCCAGCAAUGAGGCUUUACCAAAUGCAACUGGUGUGUCUAGCAUUUGCGAUGCUAUAGUUGUUUCAUGGCCAUCCACUGACGUUCUCUCAGCCCCUAGAAGCGCGGAACGUGCAAUCGAAAUCACAAGCAGUCUGAUCGAUCUUGCACGCAUUGAAAAUAAAGUACCCAACACUGUCCCGCGGCAAACUAUCUGCUUCGAUGAAUGGAACGUAUGGGACCCUGUCCGUGCACCCGGAGAACUUGGUGCAGAAGAGUCAUACACACUUUCCGACGCUCUUGCGGUAGCAAGCUGGCUGAAUGUAUUCGUCCGACAAUCUAAAUACGUCGGCAUGGCGAAUAUUGCGCAGAGCGUGAAUGUCAUAAGCCCUCUAAUGACGACAAAAACAGGGAUCGUAAAGCAGACAACAUGGUGGCCGUUGUUGUUGUUUAGCAAGUAUAUGCGAGGGACAACCUUGAGCAUUAACGUUGCGUGUGGCGAGUACGAAGGCCCGACGACUCCUGACUGGAUCAGAGGAACUGUAAACACGCCAUGGCUUGACUGUAGCGCAAGUAUUUCGGACGAUGGAUGGGUGACGCUUGCUGUUGUGAACGUCCAUGAGACUACAACGUUCGACACACUGAUAAGCGGAAUUCCUGAAAACGUCAUCCACGUUUACACAGUAACCGGAUCCCACUCCGGGGCAAAAAACACGGAAUCAGAUACCCAAGUCGCUAUAUCUGAGACACAGUGGGAUGGCAAGGGAAAGUACUCAUUUCCGAAGCAUUCCUUUACCAUGUUAAGAUGGAAGGCACAGUAA
This is a messenger RNA of Verruconis gallopava, 1584 nucleotides long. RefSeq lists its product as uncharacterized. Lineage: Eukaryota; Fungi; Ascomycota; Dothideomycetes; Venturiales; Sympoventuriaceae. Gene Ontology annotation, molecular function: alpha-L-arabinofuranosidase activity. The transcript has a single exon. The record is from RefSeq and is a predicted model, not a curated record. Bases 1 to 1584 code for a protein of 527 amino acids. Gene Ontology annotation, biological process: L-arabinose metabolic process; polysaccharide catabolic process.